UGUGACCAUUCACCCACAUACUCGACUCAACUUCUAUCUUUCGAUCCGCUAGUCCUAUACAUCGACAACUUCCUGGACGCAUCGGAAAUCACCUAUCUUCUUUCCCUUGGUCAACCACUGUUCACCCGCUCGAUGAUCACAGACCGCAAAAUAUCAUCCGGCCGCACCUCCGACUCAUGCUUCCUACCCGGUAACAACAGCAUGGUUGCACGCAUCAAACAGCGCGCAGCCCACUUCAUGGGCGGCCUGUCCUUCGAUGGCCUUGAGGCGGUGCAGCUAGUUCGGUACACCACUGGGCAGAAAGUCAAUUUGCAUUUCGAUUGGCAUCAGACACGCCCGUUGGACAGGCAGGGGAGGAGUUGCAACCGAUUGGCUAGUUUCUUCAUCUACUUGAGUGCCGAUUGCGUGAGUGGGGAGACGUGGUUUCCGAAUGUGACGGUGUCGAGAGAUCUUUUUGACCGGGAUGGAUGGGCAGAGGAACGCAUAAGGGUUUUGGAGGAGGGAAAGGGGAUUGCAUUUCUACCGAGGGCUGGGAGUGGUGUGUUCUGGAUGAAUCUGAGGAGUGACGGGACUGGGGAUCAGAGGUCCUUGCAUGCGGGUCUCCCCGUUGUAGAGGGCACUAAGGUCGGGAUGAAUAUCUGGGUGAAGAAA
Molecule: messenger RNA, 651 nt
Organism: Mytilinidion resinicola
Lineage: Eukaryota; Fungi; Ascomycota; Dothideomycetes; Mytilinidiales; Mytilinidiaceae
Exons: 1
Biological process (GO): peptidyl-proline hydroxylation to 4-hydroxy-L-proline
Cellular component (GO): endoplasmic reticulum
Molecular function (GO): L-ascorbic acid binding; procollagen-proline 4-dioxygenase activity; iron ion binding
Source: RefSeq, a predicted model, not a curated record